GGUUAAGACCUUCAUUUGGCUGCUGCUGUUGGUGUUGGCUGGUGGCAGACAAGGUGCGUGCAGAGAGUUGCAGGGAUAAUUAAUUGCCAACAGGAAGAGAGACCAUGAGGAACUGUCACGGUGGUCGAGCAGAUCUUAAGGUGGAGAGGAAGAUGGCGGAAAAAUAUAGGAGACUGCACAUGAAGACCCUGUACUUGAAGCUUUCCUCCAUCAUUCCCGCGGAACACAGAACCACGGCAAAGGAUGCAAUGACAAAGCAAGACAACUUGGAUCAAGCCACAUCUUACAUCAAAUAUCUUCGUGCAAGGAUCGAAAAGUUGAAGCAGAGAAGGCUCGUGCAGACCAGCGCGGCCAGAAAUGAGAUGGGAACGGGCUAUCUAUUGCCAAUCAUUGAAGUAAAAUACCAGGAUCUGAACCUGGAGAUACUUCUGAUAAGUGGUGUGAACAAGAGCUUCAUGUUCCAUGAGGUGAUCAAUGUUCUCGAGGAAGAAGGUGCCGAAGUCAUCCAUGCUAGCUUCUCAGUCGUCGGUGACAAGAUCUACCACACAAUACAUUCGCAGGCUGUCAGCACCAGAAUUGGCUUGGAGGCUUCGAGGGUAUCCGAGAGACUGAAGGAGCUGGUUAAGUAAUCAUCUAGGAGACAUGGUUUUCCAGAUUCCUGAGGACAUAUGGACGUGUACCAUGCACUUUUUUUAAGACUGCUAUUGAUAUGGAUCAUUUUCGUCGGAGGAGGAAGAAGAAGAUGAUCCCAACACCACGAACAGACG
Molecule: messenger RNA, 767 nt
Organism: Musa acuminata AAA Group (dessert banana)
Lineage: Eukaryota; Viridiplantae; Streptophyta; Magnoliopsida; Zingiberales; Musaceae
Product: transcription factor bHLH162-like
Exons: 3
Coding region: 105-629 (174 amino acids)
Biological process (GO): regulation of transcription by RNA polymerase II
Cellular component (GO): RNA polymerase II transcription regulator complex
Molecular function (GO): RNA polymerase II transcription regulatory region sequence-specific DNA binding; DNA-binding transcription factor activity, RNA polymerase II-specific; protein dimerization activity
Source: RefSeq, a predicted model, not a curated record